AUGAAAGAAACUGAUGAAUCACAAUCAUCAUCGUCAUUGACUAUGAAUCCAAGCACAGUCUUGGUUCGUUGCCAAUUUGCAGACAAUAAAUCUGAAACUAUUCAAGUAUCAGUAACAGAUACGGUAGCGGAGCUGACGGCAAAAAUUGCAGCUCUUCGAGAAAGUCAGACAGUGGCCCAGUUUUUACUAUGGUCAGGUAGCAUUACUAUUGACGAUCAGCAACCUGAUAAACGUUUGGCUGAUUUUGGCAUUAAACCUGGUAGUACAAUUAAUGCUCAGGUCACAGACCUUGCUUCCACAAAUACCUCGAUUAAAACCAGAGAAAUCGGUAAGACUUAUACAACAACAUAUAGUUUAGACUUAGAUACAAAGUCUAAAGGUUUGGAUAAUCUUGGUAAUACAUGUUUUAUGAACAGUGCACUUCAAUGUCUUGUACAUGUCGUACCAUUAACUGAGUUUUUUAUGAAAAGCUUCACUCAAACGCAUUCAACUGAUGAUUAUGUUAAUAAAUCCAAUCUAUUUGAUGCAUAUGGAGAAGUUACUGGAGCCUAUACCGAACUGUUGUGGAAUUUACUAAAGUCUGAUCGAAAAUCUUAUUCAUAUUAUGAUUAUUCAUUUAGACCGACUCGUAUGAAAGAAACAAUCGGUCGACUUGAACCACGUUUUGCUACAUUCGAUCAGCAAGAUGCUCAAGAAUUUAUGGCAUUCCUUCUUGAUACUAUUCACCAGGAAAUCAAAAAGAAAAAUAACCACGUUCGAAAUACAAUUAUCAAAGAACUCUUUUUCAGUGAAAUUCAAUCUUCUAUUACUUGUUCUCGAUGUCAACAUGUAAGCACUACAGUAAAUCCGAUUAGUAUUCUUCCAUUACCACUUAAUCCACAACAACAAACAUUUCAAGUGAAUUUUGUCAAAUUGAAAGGUCAACAUGAAUGUGAUACAUUGCCUAUGUCUACUAGUAAUCGCAUUGAACAUCUUGUACAAGCAUUCUUCGAGCGUCGUUAUGAUUCAAUAAGUUUUAAUUAUGUUACUGCGAUGACUACAAAUCCAGAAGCAGUAGUUGAAUUUGACACACCCCUUAGCAAACUAUCUGAACCAGUAGUAACACUUAUCGAGCAAGAUUGUCACAAUGGUCGAAUGGCACCUUUUCGAUAUGAGAAUAAACCGACUACUUUGAAACUUGACGAAUGUCUUCAAGGAUUUGUUUCAGUUGAAGUGCUCGAUGAUCCAUGGUUUUGUGAGCAAGAUAAAUGUAAACGAGAUACAAAGGCACGUAAACAACUUCGACUUUUGACUUUUCCUCGUGUACUCAUUAUACAACUUAAACGAUUUUCACAUGAAAAUGGUCUACGACGAAAAUUAGAUACAUUUGUUGAUUAUCCUGUUGAUGGGUUUGAUUUGGGUAAACUUCUGAAAUCAUCCGAGGAAGCCGUUUACGAUCUCAUUGCUGUUUGUAAUCAUAUUGGAUCUAUUUAUGGUGGUCACUAUACUGCAUAUGCACGAAAGGAUCCAAAAAUCGAGAAAUGGUACAGAUUCGAUGAUUCCUAUGUAUCAACCAUUUAUUAUAAAGAAGAAAUCGUUUCCAGAGAUGCUUAUCUUCUUUUUUAUCUAAAACGACAGAAACAAACACAGUCAUUAAAGUCAACAAUGGUUUGA
This is a messenger RNA of Rotaria sp. Silwood1, 1653 nucleotides long. NCBI's taxonomy places the organism in Eukaryota, Metazoa, Rotifera, Eurotatoria, Philodinida, Philodinidae. The record is from the annotation of a GenBank genome assembly.